Molecule: messenger RNA, 2073 nt
Organism: Saccharomyces eubayanus
Lineage: Eukaryota; Fungi; Ascomycota; Saccharomycetes; Saccharomycetales; Saccharomycetaceae
Exons: 1
Coding region: 1-2073 (690 amino acids)
Source: RefSeq, a predicted model, not a curated record
AUGUCAAUUCAGGAUACUGUCGCCAAGUAUACGGAUGUCGUGCAUAGUUUAUCAAUCAAUUAUUCAAACAGGUUGGUUAUAAAAUCAGAAAAACUGGCUCAGGUUAUCGCUAACUCAAAAUCUCCCAUACAAUUUGACCAUUCGGCUUUCGACGGUCAAACAGUGAUAUAUAAAUGCAUCAAAAAGGAACUGUUUCUCAGCCUCAAAACUUUGUUUUCCAAAGUUACCCCAAAAACUGAUAUACAGCUGUUCCUUUACCGAUAUUACAUAUACCAAAGCCAUUUCCAAGCUUUAGGAGGUCAGAUCAAGAGAUACUGUGGUGUAAAGAAAUACGAUGAGUUGAAGUUUGCAGCUAUUAGUCAUUUAGAAACAGGGGUAGAAAACAAUGAUUUAACACUAUUAGCAAUUUGGGUAGUCUCUUUGGAUGAGUUUAUUAGAAAAGAACAAAGAUACAGUGAUGACAGAGGAUCCGACUUUCAAAUAUUUUAUAAACUGAUGGUUGAAUAUUCCUCUUGGAAAUGGGCAUCGGAUAGUAAAAGACAGUAUCAGUUCAUGUCUCAGUUUCAAGCUAAACCCAAAGAAUGUUUAAAGAAAUUUUACGAGUGUUAUGAUCUUCAAAAUUCCGUGGACCCCUUGGUAGAAUUGAUUCAGCCUUGGGAAAGGGCCGUAUUUGCCGCCAACAUUAUAGAUUCGUUUACUGGAGAGGAAACUAGAAUCAGUGGUGCCGAAUUAUUUUGGACAUUCAGAAAUCUUGUAUUUUCUUCUAUUUCGUCUUUUGCUCUUAGAUUAAGCGACCUUCAAAGUAUAUUCAAUGCAUUUAAACCUUACGGAAAGGCGACACUAGUUCAAGAUUUCGCGCACGUACGGUCUCUGAAAUGGCGUAAGGAUGAAACGAUUGAAAGGUUGGUUCGUGCUUUGAUUUUUAACGAUAUGUUUCCCUACUUCACUCUGGAGCAAAAAGAGAAGUUUGAAAAUGGAAUCCUUUUCUUACGUUUGUUAAGGAAAAACUUUCAGGAGAGCAUUAUUGGCAUUAAAGAUUUUCAUGUCCAAGUGAUGAAAUACCUAAACUCUCAACUAAAAAAUAACUAUAACUUAUUGCUGAUGACUUCGAACAAUAAAGAUGCUAACAAAAAUCUCCAUAUGGUUCCCGAUUUUUUGGAAAACGAUAAUAAAAUCAAAGUGUCUCUUUCUUCUUCAGAUGGAUAUACGCAUACGGCUGAAAACAAAGAACCCUUGGGGCAGUACAAGUUUUAUCCAAAGAUUUACUCAAUUGAACAAAAUCCUAUAUUUGACACAUAUGAUACAUAUGAGUCUCAUAAAAUAUAUGCUAUAGUUUCAUUAUUGCGAUAUUAUUUACCUGAGAAUAGAAAGUUUUUCCAGACUUAUUAUCUACCAAGCCUUUUCAAAAGGAUCUUGUACUACAAUACAAAGUUCCCUCACCUGUAUCUUAUGAAGAAUUGCUUAGAGCGGUCAAUUAUAGAAUCUCUUACGAUGUUGGAUCCCUCUUUGGUCCAUACGAUAAAUAAUUUAGUUCAAUCCAGUAUAGAAUCACUUCAGAAUGUAACACUAACAACGGACAACAAAACACCCUCAAGUGUCAUUCUUUUGCCACAAAAAGAUUUCAAGUCGCUUUGUGAAGUAAACAAAGGUUUCAAUGAGCCAUUUUGGCCUAAUGAUUCAUAUGCGAAUAGCUGGCCCGAUUUAGCAAACAAGCAUAUGGAGCGAGGUCAAAUUUUGCACGAUACGUUUGCAUUCCAUAUUUUUGAAAUCGAGCUACCAAUUAUCGUUGAUGGUACAAAGAAUACUCACUUAAAGCUCGUUUCUAACAUGUGUACCGCCAGCAUAUUAUUCCUAUACAAUGAAACGGAUUACCUACCGUUUGCAACCAUCCAAGAAAAACUAGGUGUUUUACCAUCAAGCAAACGGAAUGAGAUAUUAUUAAACAAUUUGAAUAGGUUAGUGAAACUGAAGCUGCUUUUAGUAACAGAGGACAAAGAAGGACAAAAGGUGUACACUUUCAAUUUGAAUUAUGAAAAUACUGGUCAAAACACUUCGAGAAUAAGACUUAUUUAA